AAUAAAACGCGUUUGGUCGCUAGCUACUCCUUCUAUAAUGGUGUUUAGAGAAUAAGUCAAGAUGACACAGUUCGUAUUCAGUUGGGAAAAUAUCAGUUACACGGUGGUGGAGAAAACUAAGACGUUUUGGAACACGAUCAACAAACGAAAAACAAUUUUAGAUGGGGUGUCUGGCGUGGCGACUUCGAAUAAUCUCAUAGCCAUAAUGGGUUCGAGCGGAUGCGGAAAGACAACCCUACUCAGUAUUCUCUCUGGACAAAAAAUAGGAAAAACUGGUUUACUUAAACUGAACGACAAGAUUAUAACUGAAAAAACGAUGCGAACCAAUUCGGAAUAUAUGCAGCAAAACGAUUUAUUUCUGGAAACCUUCACGGUCUACGAGCACCUCAAAUUCGUAGCGGCCAUGUCCCUCAAAGCGACAAAAAACGAGCGAGUGUUAGCUAUAAAUCGACUUUUACGAACUUUAGGCUUGGAAGGCCAAAAAUACAUGAGGAUAGAGCACCUAUCGGGAGGUGAAAAAAGGAAACUAUCUCUAGCGGCGAAAUUAUUGCCAGAUCCGUACUUUUUAUUUUGCGACGAACCCAUAUCAGGCCUAGAUAGCUUCAACGCAAUCUCAAUAGUACGACUUUUGGAAACUAUAGCUAGCAGCGGAAAAAUUGUUUUUAUGACUGUUCAUCAACCGUCGUCGCAAUUAUUCGAUCUGUUUGACAAUAUCAUUUUGCUUUCCGCCAACGGCGGACUGGUAUUUCAGGGUACGAAAGAUAACGCCAAAUUAUUUUUUGAAUCGCAAGGCCUGGUUUGCCCCGGUUCCUUUAAUCCCGCUGACUUUUACAUUAAGUCUUUGGCCAUUAGAGUGCCUGGUGACGAAAGAAGAAUUGAGUUAUUGAGAGAGGCGUACAGGACUGAAUACGCCGUCAAAUACGACUUUGCCGGAAAAGGAUAUAACGGUUUGCUGCUUAAACACAAGCAGCAUAAGCAAAAUUUUUUCUUGGAAUUGGGAUGGUUGAUAUGGCGCACUCUGAUCGAUAUGAAAGGAAAUAUCGGCAUUCAUAUGAACACAUUUCUCCUAAUUAUGCUAACUGCUUGCAUUAUAGGAAUGUCUUAUACAUAUGUGAGUAUUGGCAAAACGGGCAGUAUUCAGAGCAUUCAGGGUGCGUUGUUGCUGAUCGUUUCCGAACUGGUUUUCGAUCAAAUGUAUUACGUCAUAUAUACAUUUCCAAAGGAAGUUCAAAUUUUUACUCAAGAAAAGAAUUUAUAUUCGCCUUUCCCAUAUUUCUUGUCGAAAUUACUUUCACUCGUCCCCUUUUGCCUUUUAAACACGUUGGGAUUUUUAGGCAUAUACUUCAUAUUUUUACCGUUUUUAAAUGGCUUUCAGUUAUUCCUGGACAUUUUUUUAAUAUUGGUAAUUACGUCUAUAGGAGGUAGUGCUUUGGGUUUGUGUUUAUCGGCGCUGUUUCCAUCGAUCGAUACCAUUAAUCUAAUAAGUGUUCCAUUUGAACUUUUAUGUCUCACUCUGUCAGGGAUGUGGAUCCGACUCGACACAUUGCCAAAGUUCUUUUCGAUAGUUAAAUAUUUUUCGCCGUUUUAUAUGAGCUACGAAUCAGUGUGUAUUGCGUUUUGGGGUAAAAUUACAAAAAUAGAAAACUGUACCGCUGCGGAAGAAUUGCCUUGUUUCGAAAACGGAGCACAAAUUUUGGAAAACUAUGACUUCGCAUCCAGCAGUGAAGAAAUACAAACAAAUUUAAUAUACUUGCUCAUAUUAAUAGCGGUGUAUUGUUAUAUAGGAUACAUUGGAAUUAUCAGAAAAAGAGCAUUGUACACCGUGUGAUAUGUGUGAUA
This is a messenger RNA of Cylas formicarius (sweet potato weevil), 1839 nucleotides long. Its product is annotated as protein brown-like. Gene Ontology annotation, molecular function: ABC-type transporter activity; ATP hydrolysis activity; ATP binding. Bases 62 to 1828 code for a protein of 588 amino acids. The transcript is spliced from 12 exons. Lineage: Eukaryota; Metazoa; Arthropoda; Insecta; Coleoptera; Brentidae. Gene Ontology annotation, cellular component: membrane. The record is from RefSeq and is a predicted model, not a curated record.